Messenger RNA from Castor canadensis (American beaver), 939 nucleotides. The record is from RefSeq and is a predicted model, not a curated record. Lineage: Eukaryota; Metazoa; Chordata; Mammalia; Rodentia; Castoridae.
AUGGCCACAGAAGCCCCUGUGAACAUAGCACCACCUAAACCCAGCACUGUUGCCAGCACAGCCACCAAGAGCUUCCUCUGGCAGCCAAACUCACUAAAAAUGCAUGUCAUCAGACCCAAGUCCGCCAAGGGCAGGAAGCGGCCAAGUCUGCACAAACCCCAGGGUACAGAGGAGAGCUCUCACUGCACACCUUCCUGUCCAUCUACAGCCAGUUCCUCCGAGUUGCCAAGCAGCCAGAGACCAGGAACCUGUGCACCGGCAUCUGCUCCUCCGGGAGCCUUCGAUGAGAUCCCAGAGCUGCUGCACCAAGUGCCCACUGGGGCCUCCUCUUCUCUCAAUAAGUACCCGGUCCUCCCUUCUAUCAGCAGAAGGAGCGUCGAGGAGGGGACUGUGGAUACAGUGGUGAAAAAGGCCAGUUCACUGCAACUGAGUAGUAUCCAGGCUCUUUACCAAGAGGAGGCCUGCACCUUGAAGACAGGCAAAGAAGAUUCUAGAGCUCUAGCUUGUUCCCCGGAGAGGAAAUUCAUCAUCCAAACCAAGAGACAGGGAUUCUCCAUGGCUGGAAGCCUGGAGGAACCAUCAGACCAAGAACCCAGGCUGCUGCUAGCUGUCAGAUCACCAUCAGGCCAAAGGUUCGUGCGCCAUUUCCGGCCCACUGAUGACCUACAAACUGUUGUUGCCGUGGCAGAGCAGAAGAACAAAGCCACCUACCAACACUGCAGCAUUGAAACAAUGGAGGUGCCCAGGAGACGUUUUUCUGACCUCUCUAAGUCUCUGCAGGAGUGUGACAUCCCCCACAAGUCAGUGCUGGGCAUCUCUCAGGAAGAGGGGGAGGGGUGGGUCUCCCCCUCUGGUCUCUGAGCCAGGAGCCAGCUUGGGCGGCAAAGCCUCCCGCACAGCCUGGUUCCAAGUGCCAUGUGAGCCUGGUGCAGCUGUGCC